Molecule: messenger RNA, 2081 nt
Organism: Planococcus citri (citrus mealybug)
Lineage: Eukaryota; Metazoa; Arthropoda; Insecta; Hemiptera; Pseudococcidae
Product: PTS-dependent dihydroxyacetone kinase 1, dihydroxyacetone-binding subunit DhaK-like
Exons: 13
Coding region: 170-1942 (590 amino acids)
Biological process (GO): glycerol catabolic process
Cellular component (GO): cytosol
Molecular function (GO): glycerone kinase activity
Source: RefSeq, a predicted model, not a curated record
GAUUUCGAGCGUUUUUUGUUGUUUUUCUUUUCUAUAAUAAUUAUUACAAUUUUUGGUUAGCGUUUACAUGAAUACAUAUACAAGGUUUACGUGUAGGUAUAGGUAUCUAUUAUAGGUACCCUGUUAUCUCAUUGAAAAACUAAAUCUAAGGUAUUACUAGUUUGACAAAAUGAAAAUACUGCAGAAUAAGUUUGACGAUAAUCGUGUGAUCAUGUCUCAGAUGAAAUUCAUUAGCGAUGCUGACCGAGCUGUGGAGGACGCUUUGGUCGGAUUGAAGUGCGCUUACCCUGCAUUAUACGUUGAUAAGAAAAAUCGCAUCGUGUUGUCUAAUCAGAUUUCGAAAAAUCGUGUUGCUCUGUUAUCUGGUGGAGGAUCCGGUCAUGAGCCUUUUUCCAUUGGGUUUGUUGGAGAUGGGAUGUUAUCCGGAGCUGUUGCUGGGCUCGUAUUCGCAUCUCCGCCAACGAGAACGAUUUCAGCUGCAAUUCGUGCGCUGGCUGAACAGAAUGGAAAUUCCGGAGUAUUGGUGAUCGUGAUGAAUUACACUGGAGAUAUUUUAAAUUUUGGAUUAGCGUUGGAAAGUGCGAGAUCAGAAAAUAUAGAUGCCGAAAUGGUAGUAAUCAGCGAAGACUGUUCGAGAAUAAAUGAAGAAGUUCAAGGCGCAGGUCGCAGAGGAUUGUGCGGAAAUUGCUUCAUUUUCAAGAUCGCUGGCAAUAUGGCGAAAUGUGGAAUUAAAUUAUCCUACAUUGCUGCGGAAUGCCGUCAAAUCAAUGAUUUCAUGAGUACUUUAGGAGCAACUGUAUCUUCAUGUACUGUACCGGGUGUCGGAUCCUUAUUUAGUUUAGGACCAGAUGAAGUCGAGAUAGGUUUAGGCGUUCAUGGAGAAAUAGGAACAUGCCGAAGAAAACUAUGCACAAUUGAUGAACUUGUGAACCUGAUGGUAUCAAAAAUAGCGCAAUCGUUACAUUUGGCAGCUGGUUCAAACGUAUGUGUAGUCAUAAAUAAUUUGGGCUCGAUUUCGCAUUUGGAACUAGGAAUAAUUUGCAACAAAGUUUACAACUGUCUGACUGAAUCGCAAAUCACUACGUGUCGUUUAUACAGCGGCUCUUUUAUGACCUCCUUGGAUAUGGCCGGAUUUCAAAUCAGUGUAUUAAAUAUAACCGAACAUCCCGAAUGGUUAGAGCAUUUAGAUUCGAACACGAGUGCCCCUGGUUGGCCAAGUACUUGCAUAAGCAUUCCAAUUCCCAUGAAUGAAAAUCGAAUCGCGAUUAAAAACAACAAUUUAGAGCUUAACAAGAUUGGGCCAAAGUUAUCGGCCAAUGAAGCUUCUCUGUUUGAAAAAUGCUUGUGUUCUAUCGCAAAUGUUUUUAUUCAAAAAGAAGAAUUUUUGAAUAAAUUGGAUACGUUUUCCGGAGAAGGAGAUAUUGGUUCAGCUUUACGACGUUUUUCCGAAUGUAUACUGCAAAAUAUGCCGAAAUUGGAUUUGGAAUACCCAGCUGUAUGUUUUUUCCAUAUGUCGAGACUGAUGCAAAACAUCGGAGGGCAGUCGUGUACUUUGUAUAGUAUAUUACUGGCAUCGGCAACCAGAUAUUUAGCAUCCACAUCCAAAAUGGACUGGUUGAAAAUGUGGAAAAGUUCUCUAGAUUCGCUCGUGUGCUAUAGUAAAGCUAAAAUCGGCGAUCGAACAAUGGUUGAUGUAUUGGUACCGGUUUAUGAUACAUUUUGCAACAACAUAACUAAUAAAAAAGAAGUUUUAACCGCAUUCGAGGAAGCAGUUAAUGUAGGAAAAAUUAAUUGUGAGAAAACACGAUUUAUGAAAGCAAGAGCUUCUACAUCUUCUGCUGAAAAUGAAGAAGAGUCCGAUGAAGUUGAGUGCGGUGCGUUUGCCACAACACUGUGGUUGGAAGCGAUUCACAGAACCAUACACAAUUAUUUUUUCGAAUAAGAAUAUUUUUUAUUUAUCGAACUGUUUUUUUUUAAGUUAAUGCUUAAGUUAAAUAAUUUUUUUUUAUAAUUUUUUUCCGAAUGUGUGAUUUAGAUGUAGCCGUUUGUGCAAUAAAAUGUCUGUGAUGUUUGUUAAAAUA